Molecule: messenger RNA, 261 nt
Organism: Lachancea nothofagi CBS 11611
Lineage: Eukaryota; Fungi; Ascomycota; Saccharomycetes; Saccharomycetales; Saccharomycetaceae
Source: the annotation of a GenBank genome assembly
AUGCCACAAAAAGCUCUGAAAGUCACGAAGAAGACCAAGGACCCCAGAAGAGUUACGAAGAUGCAGAAGAACCUCCGGAAAGCGGCCCCUUUGCAAAUCAAGUCCAAAAAGAAGUCCCUGGCUCACUUGAAGAAAUUGAACAAAGCAUCUUCGCUCACAGAGACAACUGAAAGGCUUAUAUCCAGUAGAGUAGGCCAUUUGGAAUUGCUGAAAGGUACUAGGAAAGAAUUGGAGAAAGAAAAGAAGAAAGAGGGCAAAUAA